AUGAAGGCCUCUGAAUGCAAGCAGCAGACGAAUGAGAUGAGCUCCGUCUAUAAAACGAGGCAUGUCCGAACGAUGGGGAGGCCACCAGCAUCGACAUCCCGCUCCGACCCUCAACUGCACACAAUCGUUCAUCCAGUCAGUCACUCCACCCACCACGAACCCACAAGCCAACAGCCAACCAUGAGAUCUGCCGUCUACGUCGCGUGCUUCUUGGCUGCCGCCGCCCUGGCCACCCCGAUCCAACACGAAGCUCGGAUGAUCCAAGCCAAUCAGGCUUCCGGCCACAACGCCAACUCGCAAAGCAACGCGUCAUAUGGACCAGGUGGCAUGAGCCAAUCGGCUUCGUCCAGCGAAUCCACCUACUCGUCCAGCAAUGUCGUGCAAUCGAUCUCGCCCAUCAUGAGCACGAUCAACCAGCUGCAAGGCAUGAUGGGCGGCGGAAGCUUCAGCAUCUCGAUGGCUAGCCAACUCAUGAGCCAAAUCGCCACUCAAAUGCAGGCCAUGCUGACCUCAGUAAACAGCUGUAGCUGCUUCGCAUCGCCUCAAGUUACGCCGAUGCUGGGUCAGAUGUUCGGACAACUCUACAGCGUCAUGAACAGCAUGCAAUCCACUUUCGGCCAAAGUGCCAUGAGCAACAUUUUGUCUAGCUUCGGAUCACUCGCGCCGAUGAUCCAGCAAUUCACCCAACAGUACUCGUCCCUAUCUGCGUUCAGCUCGAUCUCCCAACAAGGCUUUGCCCCUAUGAUCAACCUUCUCGGCACCGUCAACCCAGCCUUCAGCAACAUCCUCCCAGGAAUGGCGGGAGCGGGAGGAAUAUCGGGAAUGCCAGCAAUGUCCGGAGCGGCAGGGAUGUCGGGAAUGCCACCCACGUCGGGAGCGCCGGGAAUGCCGGGAAUGCCACCAAUGUCGGGAGCUGCCAUGUCGGGAAUGCCAGGAAUGCCAUGA
Molecule: messenger RNA, 945 nt
Organism: Puccinia triticina
Lineage: Eukaryota; Fungi; Basidiomycota; Pucciniomycetes; Pucciniales; Pucciniaceae
Exons: 5
Coding region: 1-945 (314 amino acids)
Source: RefSeq, a predicted model, not a curated record